This is a messenger RNA of Tetrahymena thermophila SB210, 1590 nucleotides long. Its product is annotated as kinase domain protein. The record is from RefSeq and is a predicted model, not a curated record. Lineage: Eukaryota; Ciliophora; Oligohymenophorea; Hymenostomatida; Tetrahymenidae. The transcript is spliced from 7 exons.
AUGGAUAUCAUCGACUAACCUUAUAUAAAUCAACAUUCAGAAUAUAAUUUUAAAUGCCCUAAACAUUUAAACAAAAAUAUUGAGUGGAUCAAGCUAGUAGAAGGUAGCGAUCCAUAUGCUUUAAAAUGUACUAAAUGCUUAGAUAAGACUGAAUUUGAAAAUUGUAUCUAUAUUGAAGAUUUGCUUGAUAGCGACUAUGAAACUAUCUUUGAAGGAUGGCCUUUUUCAUAGGAGCCUGAAAUUUUAGAAAGAUUAAAAGAAAUAACUAGCAAAGCAUCAGAACCUAUUGAAAUUAAAGAAAAAAUUAGAAUUAUUUUUAAAAAUAUCAGAAUGAAAAUUGACUCCAAAUUAGAAGAAAAGCAAGAGGAAAUUUUCUAAUUCAUAGAUUAAUGUAAUAAAGCUUAAGAAGAAUACAAUCAAAUUUGCUAAAAGGAAAAACUAAUUGAUAUAGUGAAAAGUAUGAAUUAAGAUUUUGAAAAAAAAAAUUAGAUGCUAAAAGAAAUUAUCAAAGAAAACAACUUGAAUUAUGAAAUAAAUAAACAAAAUUUACUAAAUUAGAUUAACAAUUUCAAUAAAAUAAUAAACUUAGAUCUUGAUGUUUAUAGCAGAGUUGAAAAUAAAUUAUGCGAUGUAAUAGAGAAUGAGAAUUGGUAGCUAAAAAUAUUUGAUCAAUAAUAAGACAUCUUAAAUCAAAAUAAUAUGUCCAGUUUUAAUUAUCCUGACAAUCUCUCAAUUAAUCAAAAUGAUGUAGAUAUUAAUCUUAGUUAAAGCUUAAUAAAUACAGAUGAAGCUACAAGAAUUCGAAGAACCUUAGAAAAUAACCCAAAUAUCACUCGUUUUAGCCUUAAUUUAAGUAAGAGUUAGAUUAGUGCAGAUGGAUUUAAAGGUGUUUGCUGUUGCCUAGAAAAAUGCCAAAAUAUUAGAUAUUUGAAGCUUGAUCUUUAAGAAAUAUCAGUAAACUAAUUCAAUACGGAAAGCAAUGUAUUAUUAGGAGAGAACAUUUUUAACUAUAACCAAUAUUGUCAGUUUUGGUUAAGCAUAUCUAACAGUAUUGCAGAAAUAUUAUAAAAGCUUCCAAAUAUUACUGAACUGGAUCUUAAUUUAAGCUAAAACGAGAUUGGUCCAGAAGGGCUUAAAAAAAUUCUAAGUGCUUUAUAAAAAUGCCGAAACAUUACUUCAUUGAAUCUUAAUUUAUCAAAUUUAUUCCUUUAGUUACAGACAAGUUCUUUCACAUAACGUUUUAUGACCCUUGGUAGUAAUGAAGUAUAGGUCCUAGCUACUACUUUAGAUGCAUUUAAAAUUUUUUAAAGUUUAAAUCUUAACUUAUCUAAGAAUCAAAUUGAUGAUGAUGGAAUUAAUUGCAUAUCAAACUCUUUACUAAAGUGCAUUAGUAUAGAAAAUUUGGAUCUUGACAUGAGCUUUAAUAAUUGCAACUAAGAAAUUGCUAACGAUGUUAUGGAGUCUUUACUAUUUUGUUAAAAUAUAUUAAAUUCCAAAAUAAAUCUUUAGUAAAGUUUAGAUUUCAUUGGGUAAUUUAAAGUAUACUUAUUAUUUAAAUUUUAAUCAAAUUUAUUUCAUAGAUUUAAUUGA